Messenger RNA from Drosophila ananassae, 1306 nucleotides. RefSeq lists its product as uncharacterized. Gene Ontology annotation, molecular function: odorant binding. The record is from RefSeq and is a predicted model, not a curated record. The transcript has 3 exons. The coding region runs from base 487 to 1233 and encodes 248 amino acids. Lineage: Eukaryota; Metazoa; Arthropoda; Insecta; Diptera; Drosophilidae. Gene Ontology annotation, biological process: sensory perception of smell.
CAUCGAGUGAUGGUAGUUGGUGUAAACAGUUGUGCCCGGUUGGCAGGUGUUGAUCAAUAAAAAUGCAACUGGGCAGUCGGCCCAUCGCUUACGAUCUGCCUGAAACAGUGAUUGUUGCGUAAUCCCGCCGGAGGUUCUUUGCGCAAGCGAUUCAGAAAACUUGAACUACUCGCCUUGAUUAGGGCUCCCUUAUCAUUCCCAAUAUGCUCGGCAGCUUCAGUUUGAACUUGAUGCUGAAAAAUUGGGUUAUCAGUCUCUAAGCGACUAAGGUUUCUGAUCACUGAAAAGAAACAUGACAACUAGAAAUUAAAUAACAUAAAAACCAUUUUAAAAAUUUAGCAGUAGCAGAUUAUUUUAUUAAGAAUUUCUUUCUCUGCAUAAUUGAUAGUGAAUAUGAGGUGGUUAAUUAUUUUUUGGCGAAGAUUCAGUAUUCAAUCGAGCAUAGAACGCGACGAAACUUCCGGAAAACAAAUAAGUCUUUAAGUCAUGGAGUUACGAAAAGAAGUCCUAGUUAGCUUUGGGCUGUUGCUUCUUGUGGUUGAAUGUCUGGCUUUACUUAAUCACGAAGCUGAAUCUAUUAAUAAUUGUGUAAAAAAUUAUGGAGGACUCACUCCAGAGACAAGCGAGAGGCUGUCGCGAUUCAAGGAAUGGUCAGAGGGCUAUGAGGAAAUUCCGUGCUUCACCCAGUGCUACCUCAAUGAAAUGUUUGAGUUUUACGACAUCCAGACGGGUUUCAAUAGGACAGGUGUUAUCAAGGCUUUUGGAGAGCCAGUCUACAACGCAUGUUCCCCGAAAUUGCAAUUGCCUUGGGGUUCAAGUUCCAGUAGUUGCACUCAUGCCUUUGUGGGAUUUCAUUGUCUGACAAAAAUGGAGGGCCACCCAUUUAUGCUGAUUGAAGGUAUGACGAAUCUCGCUCCGAUAGCCAAGGAAGCGAUGAAGGACUGCCUACAGGCGGUGGAUCUGCAAGAAUGGGAUCGCUUCCAGGCCUUUGCCGGUUUUCCAGUUUCUGAGCCAAUUCCCUGCUUCACCCGAUGCUUCCUUGACAAAUUGGGUCUCUUUGACCAGAAAACGCGACGCUGGAGGGUGCCGGCCAUGCAGCAGCGUCUGGGUGUUCCCGCCGAGGGGUCCCCAUAUGGGCAGUGCCAUCGACACAGGGGCCGCAAUAUCUGUCAAACUUACUACAAGCAGUUCACAUGCUACGCCAUGGCUAAAAAAAACGAAAAUGUAUCCUAAAAAAGUUGGGUCUUAUAAAAGAAUUUUAGAAAAACUUGAAUAAAAGAAUGUUAAUUCUUAAAAAAAAAUAAAA